This is a messenger RNA of Phymastichus coffea, 6353 nucleotides long. RefSeq names its product ATP-binding cassette sub-family C member 4-like. The coding region runs from base 419 to 4663 and encodes 1414 amino acids. Gene Ontology annotation, molecular function: ATP binding; ATP hydrolysis activity; ABC-type transporter activity. Gene Ontology annotation, cellular component: membrane. The record is from RefSeq and is a predicted model, not a curated record. The transcript has 16 exons. Lineage: Eukaryota; Metazoa; Arthropoda; Insecta; Hymenoptera; Eulophidae. Gene Ontology annotation, biological process: transmembrane transport.
GACGUACAGUUGGCUUUAACACUGCCUCACAGCUUCCAUGCUCUGUGUGUUACGUGUUUUUUUCCUGUCUCUGUGUACAGCUAUCUCCUCUCGCCACUGACGCUGUCCGAUUUUUUUUUUCUAAUUUUUUUGUUCUUAUUCUCCGAUCACAUUGAAGAUUAAAAAAAUUAACUACUAGAAAUUAAGGAUUAUCAAAGGCAGUCGCUUGCUACAAAGCCAAAACGCAACCAGAGAAGCCAAACUUUGCAGGGAAUGAAUGUGCAAGAAGCGAAGAUUCAAUGUAGUGUCUGUGCGUGAUUGAAAGUCAAUGUGGUAUUUAACAAGUGAAAUAAGAGACUGACAGUUUUGUGAUUGUGGUGAUAGAAAGUAUAUAAAAUAGCAGCGAAGAACGGAUGCGGAUCGAUGAGACGUUUCGAUCAUGGACAACAGGAAAAUCAUCAGUAAUCCGAAUCCCAGAGAGAGGGCCAAUGUCUUAUCCAUAUUGACGUGGACAUGGACUUUCAAUUUAUUCAAAAAAGGCUACAGCAAGAUCUUAGGAGUCGAAGAUCUUUAUGAUCCAGUUAGCACGGACAAGUCAAGUGUACUUGGUGAUCGAUUAGAGAAACAAUGGUUUGCCGAGCUACAGAAAGCGAAAAGAAAAAAUCGUCGUCCAAGCUUCUUGUGGGCGAUUUGUAUAGCGUUUGCGUCCGAAUACUUUAUAUUGGGCUGCAUACAAAUACUCAAUGAGCUAGUUUUGAGGUUGGGCACACCGAUGCUCCUCGGUGCACUUCUUCAAUAUUUCAAGCCAGGUUCCACAACAAGUUACGAGGAAGCAAUGUACUUCGCCACCAGUAUAGUAUUAGCAAGUUUGGCUAAUGUGAUAUCGUUGAAUCAAACAAUUUUCGGCGCUUUUCACGUGGGUGGACGCAUUCGAGUUGCCGCUUGUUCCGUUGUUUACAGAAAGGCUUUACGUUUGAGUAAGACUGCCAUGGGUGAAACAGCACCUGGUAAAAUAGUCAAUUUAGUAGCCAGCGACGUCAAUAGGUUCGAUAUUAUAUCAGUAUUUAUUCAUCACAUGUGGUCAGCACCACUGUCAGCAAUGGUUAUAUUAGUACUGUUGUAUUUGAAAAUUGGAUGGUCAGCUUUAGUUGGAAUGACAAUCAUAUUCCUCGUUGUACCGUUCCAAGGUUAUUUGGGCAAACUGUCUUCCAAAUUCCGCCUGCAAACAUCGAUAAAAACCGAUGAGCGCGUACGUCUUAUGGACGAAAUAAUAUCCGGCGUGCAGGUAAUCAAGAUGUACGCCUGGGAGAAGCCAUUUUGUGCAUUGGUCGAAUCAGCUCGCCGACUCGAGCUCAAAGUCGUAAGAAAGAGUUCGUAUAUCCGUGGUAUUUACAUGACGUUUAAUAUGUUUACCACGCGAGCUGCCUUGUUCGGUACUUUGAUAACGAUGAUGAUCAGAGGCCAACCACUUACCGUCGAUGAGGUGUUCGUUUACAUGUCAUAUUUCAAUUUGAUGGCACAAACAAUGUCUUCCAUGUUUGUACGUGGUAUUGCUGAGAUUGCCGAGUGUAGAGUUGCAGUUAAUAGAUUGCAGAAUUUUCUGAUGUUUGAGGAGUUCGAAUCGAGUAAUGUUAAUAAUGGGAUUGCCAAUUUGUCGAAUUCGAAUAAUUCGGUAUCGAUGAAUUCUACGUCUAAACCGGAUCUUCCGUAUAUCGAUGAAGAUGUUACUUAUGAGGAGAGGUCGAAUGAUAAAAGUAGACAGAGCUUUGUUAUGCGAGCUAGUGAAUUGUUGAAACAUGAUAACAUCGAAGCUAAUGGAAAGCAGAAAAAAAACGUCAAACAAUACACAGACAAAUCCAAAGAAAACUGGGCUAUAAGACUGAACCAUGUAACGGCCAAAUGGGACUUUCACUCGACUGAAACAACUCUCGAAGAUGUCAAUUUAGAAAUGGAAAGAGGCAAAUUGUACAUUGUAAUUGGUAUGGUAGGAGCUGGGAAAAGUUCACUCAUUUCUACAAUUUUGGGAGAACUCAAAGUACUGCAAGGCAACACUGAAGUUAAAGGAAGUAUUAGUUAUGCCGAUCAAGACGCAUGGGUUUUCGGCGCAACCGUAAGACAGAAUAUUAUCUUCGGUCAGAAAUUCGACAGACAUAGGUAUCAAAAAGUAGUGAAGGUAUGCGCUUUGCAAAAAGAUUUCAAGCAAUUCCCUCACGGUGAUCAGACGAUCGUUGGCGAGAGAGGAAGUUCAUUAUCAGGAGGUCAGAAAGCCAGAAUCAAUUUGGCGAGAUCGGUUUAUCGUGAGGCUGACGUCUAUUUGUUAGAUGAUCCGCUGAGUGCUGUUGAUGCGCACGUUGGUAAACAUUUAUUUGAAGAAUGUCUCCAGAAAUAUCUAUCCGGCAAAACGCGUGUCUUGGCAACCCAUCAGCUACAGUACAUCAAAGGUGCAAAUGCUAUUAUUUUGCUGGAUCAAGGAAAAUUACAUCAUUUUGCCGAUUAUCAAGAACUGUUGCGCGUUCAUCCCGAGUACAAUAGUUUAAUCGCCGAGGAAAAAGCUGCAGAAUCCACUGAAGAGUCUUCCAUUGAAAAAUCGUCUCAUAUAAGGCGUCAGUUCUCUUCGUCGAGUACAAGGAGUCGAGCAACUGAUAGCGGAGCAGAGACCGACGGGGAAGAUGAAGACGAUGAGAACAAUGUUCAAGGAGAUUUCUUAGAAGGUACAUCACGCGGAGCCGUUAAAGGUAGCCUUAUGAUAAGGUACAUGAGAUCUGGUGGAAGCAGUAUAUUUGCACUAGUAGUUUUCAUUCUAUUUUUGGCAACUCAAUUUUGCGUCAGCUGCAACGAUUGGUACAUUCCCCAGAUUGUCAAUGCCGAAGAAUCCCGUAAUUACUAUAAUGCAAUGCACACAGUAAAUUUUACAGACAGUUUUGCAAUGAAAGAUAUUCCAGAAGCUGGAAACAAUCAUAGUACAAAGGCCUACCUCGCCGAAGAUAAUCUUGAAUCGAAAGAGUACUACAUGUACAUAUAUACAGCCAUCGUAAUGUCAAUAUUUCUGGUAGGCAUUGUGCGAUCCUUCGCUUUCUAUCAAGUUUGUUUGAGUGCCAGUCAACGCCUUCAUGAUCUCGUCUUUGGAGCUCUUAUUCGAGCAACAAUGCGAUUCUUCGACACAAAUCCAAGUGGAAGAAUUUUAAAUCGAUUCUCUAAGGAUCUUGGAGCUAUCGAUGAACUGUUGCCAAAAGCGACACUCGACGCUGGACAAAUUAUUCUAGCUAUGUGGGGUUCUCUAAUUGUCACGUGUACUGCGAAUAAAUAUUUCGUUAUACCGAUUGUAGUGAUUGGAGGUAUUUUCUACUUCAUCCGGAAAGUUUAUCUGAAGACCAGUAAAAAUGUCAAGAGACUCGAGGGAAUAACUCGAUCGCCUGUAUUUACGCAUUUGAAUGCCACUUUAAAUGGUAUCACGACGAUAAGAGCUUAUCAAGCGGAAAAAAUUCUCAAAACGGAAUUCGACAAGUUACAAGAUAUGCAUACUUCCUCGUGGUAUAUGUUCAUUGCGACAAGCACGGCUUUCGGAUUUUCUUUAGAUGUAUUCUGUUUCCUUUUUACGGGUCUGGUUACAUUUAGUUUUCUGGUGAUGAAAGAUAAUUUCACCGGUGGUGAUGUAGGUUUAGCGAUAACUCAAGUAAUGUCAUUGACGGGUAUGAUCCAAUGGGGUAUGCGUCAAAGCGCUGAAGUGACAAAUCAACUAAUGUCGGUAGAACGAGUACUCGAGUAUUCCGAAUUACCAGCUGAACCUAAUCUACGUGAUGGAGGUGAAUUAGCUAAAAAGAAGAAGAAGAAGCUGAAAAAAGGAGAGCAAGAGAAAAUGCAAUUGAUCGAACCGCCAAAAGAUUGGCCAACUUACGGUCGAGUUGAAUUUAAAAGCGUCUAUAUGCGUUACUCUGAAGAUGAGCCACCGGUGCUCAAAGGUCUUACUAUGUCAAUACGACCGAGUGAAAAGGUUGGAAUAGUUGGAAGGACAGGAGCUGGAAAAUCAUCUCUUAUCUCCGCGCUCUUCAGGUUAGCCAAAGUAGAAGGUGGCAUUGAAAUCGAUGGAAUUGAUACUGGUACUAUAGCUUUAGAAGAUUUAAGAAAAAAUAUUUCAAUCAUCCCACAAGAUCCUGUACUUUUCUCCGGAACAUUACGUCGGAAUUUGGACCCAUUCAAUGAGUUCACGGAUAAGCUUCUAUGGGAAGUUUUGGAGGAGGUUGAGUUGAAGGAUGCAGUAACGUUGACCGGCAACGGUCUUGAUCAUCGGGUACUUGACCGAGGUUCAAAUUAUAGUACCGGACAGCGACAGUUAAUUUGCUUAGCUCGUGCUAUACUCCGAAAUAAUCGUGUACUCAUGUUAGAUGAGGCGACUGCUAACGUCGAUCCUCAUACUGAUGCGCUCAUUCAGCGCACUAUCCGCACCAAAUUUGCACCAUGUACCGUGCUUACGGUGGCUCAUCGAUUGAACACCAUCAUGGACAGCGACAAGGUUCUAGUUAUGGAUAAAGGAAGGCUUGUGGAAUUCGAUCAUCCGCACAUCUUGCUUCAAAAUCAUCAUGGCCCAUUCUCCUCUUUAGUAAAAGAAACGGGGCGAGCAAUGUUCGAACAACUUUGGAAGGUCGCGCGCGACGAUUACGUAACCAAACACGGAGACUCUGUGUAAAUAGCAACGACAAUAAUUUCACCGGUGCGGUCAAACUGUACGAUAUCUAAGAUAAUAGUAUUCGGUUAUAAUGGAUAAUUUAUUUAUUCUCAGAUAAUAAGAUUGAUAAUCAUACUACCAAUAGUAAUGUAUUGCUAUCAUAUAGCUCUAUAUGAAAAUGAUAACUUACACCGAAAAAUGAUGCUAAUACUUAUUCAAGUAUUAAUGAUAGUCGGAAUAUUACUGAUGAUUCCAUAUUAAUUCUAAUUAGACGCUAAAAGUAAUGUCUUCCGCGAUUUUGUGCAAUACGUUCCUGACAUAAUUUAAAAAAAAUUCGCUACGAGUUGAUAACGUAGUAAAGGCAAUAAUUCAAAUUAAGCAUGGUACACUACUUUGCAUUGUAACGCGCAUUCGAAAUUGGAUUAUUAAAUUUCGUCGUUCGUGAGAUUACUAUUUCUACUGAUAAGAUUCUUUCAGUUUGUACAUAAAACAAUCGCAUAUUUAUAAGUAGAACAGUAAAAAUCAUACGUGCCUCAAACUGUCAAUUUUGCUUUUAAAAAGCAGAGAAUGACAAACUGUUUUUGUAUGAAAGAAAGUUUAUGUUGAACGUAAUUGUGUAAAAAAAGUAUUAUUAUAAGUUUACUUAACUUUAGAUUUUUUAAUUAAAACUAUUUGCUAUAAUUUACUAUUUUUCUUUCGAAAAAUUCAUUUUCAUUUACUUCUGGAACUUUAUUAGUUUAAUAGUAUAAGAAUUACCGUAAUUCAAAAUCAGAAAGAACUGUUAAUAUUUAUUACAUUCUUGCUUUUAAUUGAACUACAUUAAGUAAUAGAUUUAUCUAUUCAUGCAAACACGAAAAUGUGAUAUUAUAUCUGUAGUCGAUGGUUUGCACAUAGUAUUAUUAAAUAGAUUUUAAUCAUACUGUACACAAUUCUGUAAGUGAAAGCCGCUUGCCUUAUAUGGAUACUUAGUUUUGAUAAAAAAGAUAUAUAUUACUGCCAAAUCAAACCGAUAUUUUAUGGAGCAAACGUUUUAUGUAGUAUCCUACGUUUACGUCAAUAUAUUUAUAUAGUAAUAAACAUUGUUUGUAAAUAUAUUUUGCUAACAAUACUGUUUAUUACGUCAUAUUCAUUGUACUUAUUUUGGUACAGUUUCUACAGCGUAUAUGUUAAAUAUGUUAAUAUAACAGUUAUAUUAAUAUUUAAUUAUUUGAUAAUAAAUGCAUUACUUCAUUGUACAGAUACAUAAGCAUUAUUUUGUGAAAGAUCUUUUACUGAUGUAUGGAAGAAAAUAAAAACAAUUUCAUCGAAAAAUAUUUUGUAAUCUACUUUAUCGACUAAAUUUUAGAACAUGUUAAUAUUAAAAAUGUAAUAAAACGAAUCGGAGUCACUGCGGAUAACAGUGAGCAACAGAUUGUGAUUUCAAUUACUAAGCAUGAGAAAAUUUUUAGACUUAAAUUUUCAUAUGUUUAUUAGCUCGAUUCGAAUUCGGAUUCUGCUUUCAAUUAUAAUAGAUCCAAUUAUGAUGUAGUUUUUUUAGUGCUUUUCAACUUAACAAUAAUAUUAUUCAAAUAAUAAAAAAAUUAUUUAGUAAGUUUUCAUGCUACGAUGUCGCUGAACAUAAAAAAAUCUUAUUAUAACAAUAAUAUUUGUACAGGUGACUAGAAAACCUCGUGAGCAUACAAACAUAAAAUUUAAUAAUGAGAAAAAUUAA